Trematomus bernacchii (emerald rockcod) is the source of this 6687-nucleotide messenger RNA. RefSeq names its product trichohyalin-like. The record is from RefSeq and is a predicted model, not a curated record. The transcript is spliced from 3 exons. NCBI's taxonomy places the organism in Eukaryota, Metazoa, Chordata, Actinopteri, Perciformes, Nototheniidae. The coding region runs from base 183 to 6002 and encodes 1939 amino acids.
GUCACAUCGGAACUGGUGGUGAACACGCGCGUGCUGAAGAGAUCAACACUGUUCAGGUUCAGAUAUGCACCGAGCAGAACAUCUAAGCAGACCUUCCAAAAUACCAGCUUUUCUCUGGACCAAAGGGACAUGAGAGCAAAGCAACAGAAGAUUUGGACGAGCAAACAGAACAGAAGUGGACAAUGGAAAACUGUAAGCAAUUAGAAGAUGAACAAACCAUAGUGGACAUGAAAACCAAAAUGGAGAUUAUUGAAAGACAAAGACAAUUGACUUGGGAAGUAAUGGGGAAGAUUGAACAACUUUGGGAAGAGGCACAAAGAGAAAGAAAUGAAACAGACUACCUGGAGAAAAAAUCAGAGCAGCAACAGGAGGACAUCGUCAGACUGAGAACUGAAAAUCAAAAGCAGCAUAUAUUAAUAAAUAAACUGAGAUCACAGAUAGAAAAACAUUUUGAGAAACUUGAAGAGAAUAAAAAUGAAGCGGCUCAAGAAAAAUUGCUGCUUCUUAAAAUGAGAACUGAAAUAUAUAGAGAAAAAGAGACCCUGGAAAAAAGACGUUAUGAGCUCAUCAAUGAGCGACAUGAGUUAGAAAUGAUCAAGGUUGAUAAGACAACACAAACAAGUGUUGAUCCAAAAGAAGCCAUGGAGCAGAUAGAAAGGAAGCAGGAGAUAACAGACAGUCUGCUCAGCCUCAUCAACACAAAUAACAAAGUAAUGCUUGAAACAAAGCAGGAAAAAGAACAUAUGGAGAAAAUCAUUACAGACAUAAAGCAAGAGUUGAUUAUUAUUACAAAUAAUAAUUCCCACCAUAGAGAUCAACUUGAGCACAUCAAACAUAAUAUACAUUUAAAAAUGAACACGAUGAAGAGAAGGUGGGCAGACAUUGAAAGAGCUGAGAGAGUUGAGCUGCAGGAAGCCACAGUCCCAGAGAUGAGAGGCAGAGAAAGGCAGAAAGAAGGAAGACACACCUUUGGCAUUGUGAAGAUUCACCUCUGCACAUUCCAGAAGGAGAUGAAGAAGCUUUGGGAUGAGCUGGAGGUGACUUUGACAGAGGAGCAGGAGCUGAAGACAGAGAGCAGUCAAAUGGCAAACAUUACAUGUGACUCUCAAAAGCAAAGAGAAGACACAGAUGUAAACAUUCAAAUAAAACAGUGGCAAACAGACAUGGAAGCUGAUAUGCAAAGGCAACAACAAAACAAAGAGGAAAAGUUGGCAUGGGCCAAAUGUGAAAAGGAUGAUAUUGAUCAAAUCAAGACUAACAUACAAACUGAGAGAGAGGACAUUGAGAGAGAGAGGCAGAUAGCUAGAGCCGAAAUGAUUGCAUUGACGUGUGUGAGGGAGAGUACUGAAAGGCAAAUGCAGGAGCUGGAUGACAAGUUACAAAGGACAAAGAAAGAAAUAAGAGAGAAGGAAGAGUUGAACACUGAGAUUGAAAUAAAGAAAAAGGAGCUAGUAAAAAUGAUAAGAAUGAGCAAGAGAAAAAAGAAAGAGUUCAGCAGCAUGAUGGAAGAGGCUGAGCCUGUUAAACAAGACAUGCAGGAAGGACAAGAUAAGACUAAGGAGCAGGUGAACGUGGAGGACACAUCUGAUGAGCAGAAGAAACAACUUCCUCUGGCUGACAGAACCAUAGACAUAACACAGGAAGUGAACACUGACAUGAAGAGAGUGAUUCUUGAAGGAGAAGAAACCAGAAAGAUGCUGUGUGGGGUGAGAGAAGAUACAGAGCGAAGCAGGACAGACUUUACAGAAGAGAGGAAAAUCCAAUGGAUGAAUUUUCAAUUAAAAAAAAAACAAAGACAGCUUGACCAACAGCUGGAGAAGACAAAUAAAGAAAGAGAUGAGCUGGAUGUCACGAAGAUAAAGAUACAGAAACUCAGGGAAGAGGUUGAACAAAAACUAAAAGAUACAAUAACUGCAUUUCUGAAUAUGGAUGAAAUAAAAGCUAGCAUUGAAAAAGCUACUACAGAGAUGAAGAAAACCAGGGAGGAGAUGCUCAAAGUCCAAAGGGAGAUGGAUCAGAACAAGGAACACAUCAACAAGUUUAGGGAUAUGAUGACUUCCAUGAAAGUUCAGGUGAGCAAAUCUACCAAAGACGCCUUUUCAGGCAAAAACACAGCCUCUAUCAAGGAUCAAACUUUUGAAAUUCCAUCGGACAGAGACGGCAUAGAAGAUGCAAUUACAAAAGAAACGAUAUCUUUGCAACAAUCUAAAACAUUAGCAGACCGGCAUCUAAUUGAGGAUAUAAAGAAGCAGGAGCACAAUGUUUUCUUGCAGAUGCAGACAGAACUUCAAGAAAAAACAAUAAUGGAUGAAGAAAAGACAAAACUUGCGAUACGUGUAGGAAACGAAAGGGAAGUGAAGAACCAGAUGUGCAAACUCAAGAAAAGAGAGGAGGAAAUAAGGGAGCAAAUAAAGUUUGCUAUGGAAAACAUGGAGGAAGAAAGUCAAGAGAUUAAAAAGCUUAUUAUAUAUAUAAAUGACCUGCAGAGCCAGAAACCAGAGACUGAAAAUUGGUUACGAAUUACAGGCAGGGAAAGCACCACAGAUGAGAUCGUCAAAUUUGAAGUAAAAGUUCAAAAACAGGAGAACGGCAAAGGGGUGAAAAAAGAAGUUGUUAAUAAUGUUCAUGAGCAAAAACAAAGUCAGGAUUCAACACAAUAUAUGCAGACCAAUACUGAUAAGAUAAAGGAAGGGUUUGCUACAAAGGACACAGGAAGUGAUGAUAUUCAAAGACUUAGGGCAGAGAUUUAUAAAACACAAAAAAACAUUAGACUAGUUAACCUAGAUCUUGACAACCAAGCUGAAGAAAGCCAUAUCAACCAAGAUCAUAAGGAUAAAGACGGCACAAUUGAAGGAUUGCUACAAGAACUGAAAAGAUUCCAAGAGCUUUUAAAAAUGGUACAAACAGCAAUAAGGCAAAGAGAAAUGUAUCUGAAAGAAGAAAUCAGCAACAUGAAAUCGAGGAAAACUACAGCAAAAAUACAGGAAAGAAAACUGGAUCAGAGGUUAGAGAAAAUAAUGAGAGACAGAGAUGAAUUUGAAGUUUUAAAAAUAAAAACACAGAAACAAACUGAAGUUAGAAGAAAACUAGCUAAAGUUAAGGGCACCAUAGAGAAAGUCACAGCUAGGACUAGACAUACAAGUCAGGCCAUAGAUAUUGUUAGGAAGGAGACCCAAGUAAAACUGAAAAAGUUGGAAGACCUGAGCUGUAAAAUUGAGACUACCAAAAAAGAACUGGAAAAAAGACAUGCUUUCAUAUCCAAAGAAAUAACUGACCUUUUGAAAUUCAACACUGAACUCAGGCAGAAAGAGGACAGAGAAUUUUCCUUGGAAAGUAUUGAGACACUGAAGGGAGACAAAAAAAAACAUGACACACAAAUGGACAACAUGCCAGAGAAAAGAAUGGGUAAGAAUAUUGAGGAAAUGGAAAAUGCCAUCACUCGACUUAUAUCAGAACAGGAGAAACGUGAGAAAGAAAUGAAACUGACACUGGAUCAGAAAAACUGUGAAAUUGAAAAACUGAAAGAGUCUGUAACUGAACAAGUGAAACUAGAGACUGAAAGUAAAGAGAUUGAGAUCCUCAAACAACAGAUUCAAGUUGAGAGGGAGAGUGUGAUAAUAGAAAGAGAGCAAGCUGAGGCAGAAGCAUAUGAAAUUAACUGUUUAAGGGAGAGUAUAAAAAGAGAGAAACAGGAGCUUGUUGACAGAACGCAAACUACCAAAAGAGAAAUAAGAGAAAUGGAGAUUCUGAGGUCAGAGCUGGAAAUUAAGAAAAAAGAAAGUGACCAGAUAUUUAGAAGAAAUAUGCAGACAAAGUGGAAUGUCAUACAAAGAGAAAAGGGAGAAUUGAGAAGAGAGACCCAAAAGAUGAGAAGAGAAUUAGACCAAAGACUGGAAGAAAUCAAGAGAGAGAGGGAUGAGUCAGAAAUAUUCUGGAUAAAACUGCAACGGCAGAAGGAUGAGAUGGCUGAGGAAAAGCAGAGAGUAAAAGAACAAACUACUGAUAAAGGAAAAGCAGAGAUGGAUGAAAUGGUCAGCAUGAAAGACAGUAUCCAAAAACAAAAACAGGGGCUUGAAAUCCGACUAGAAGAAGUUAAGAGAGAAAAAAGGGAGGUUGAAGUGUUGAAGUAUGAGUUGGAGAACAAAAUAACUGAAAAUCAACAGAUGAUUCGACGAAGCAUUAAAAAAGAGCAGGAUGUAAAAAAUAUGUUGGCUCAGCUCGAAGAAGAAAAACAUGCUUUCAAGAGGGAGGUACAGAAGAGGAGAAAAGACCUUGACCAGCGAUUGGAGAGAAUACACAGAAAGAGGGAUGAACUGGAGAUCAUGAAACUGAAGCUGCUGAGAGAAAGCGAACAGAGCAAAGGUGGAGCUAUAGUCUCCAGCAUGGCCACAGCCACAAAAGUUCAAAAUUCAAUUCCAAAGCACUGGGAGCUAAUUCAGAAAAGUAUUGAGAAAAAACUGAUUGAAGAAUGGAAUGGAGAAGUGACAGAUGAAAAACAGCACAUAGUGGACCAGGCGAAAAACAUAACCCAGAGAAGAGAAGACGUAGGAAAUAUCAAGAUUGGGAUUAAAAGACAGAAAAAAAGAAUAUGUGCUUUAAAGAGCAUGAAAAAAAAGCAAAGACAUUUGGAGCAGGAGGAGGUGAGUAUCAUAAAAGAGAGAAAGGAAGAGCUAGGGAAAGAGGAUCUCAGAACUGAGGCAUUGAUGGUCAAAGAUGAAGGCCAGAGAGAGAAAAAAAAAAAAAGAGAAAUGAAAAGGCCGAAUAAUGAUGUUGGAAAUCAGAAAAGACAAAAAAUCCCGAAAACUUCAAAUCUUCAAAAGGAACAAAUUGAGCCGGAAAAUAAAAAAGAACCGGAAUUGGAUGAAGAGGGGAAAAAUGGUGCAAAUGAAAUCGAGCUUCUAAAAAAACAAGGACUGAUAAGAAAUUCAAAUAUGGAGAGUGAAAAUGUGACAAAGCAGAGUAAUCUAAACCUUGUUGAAAAACAUUUGGAUUUAAAAAAACUAGAUGAAGAGCUGAAGAAAGAAAGAGAGGACCUGGAUAGAGAGAGUGAGGUGAUGAACAAAGAGAAACUGGACUUUGAUGUGAUCAGGUCGGACAUCCUGAAACACAGGGACAUGUUGGAACAACAGAGACAAGAUAUAAGAGAAGAAACAGAGAAAUUGGAAAUCACAAAGACUGAUCUUCAAGUGUUGAAAGAACAUGAACGAAUUCAGUUUGAUGAGAUAAACAAAGAGAAAGCCAACAUUAAAGAUCUGACCCUUCAUCUUCACACAGAAAAAAACAAACUUCAGAAUAUCAUGAGCAUGACUGUUUUAAAACAAGAAGAACAAAAACUCAAGGAGGACCAGUUCAGCAGACAAACACAAGAACUGGAUACCAGAAAGAGCAGUCUGCUGGAAGAAAGAGAAGAACUGGAUCUUUUGAGGAAGGAUCUCAACAAGAAGAAGGAAGAGGUUGAAACAGCCAUGAACACCAUCAGUUCAGAGAGAGAUAUACUCAAUCAGAUGCAGAGUACUACUGACAUGGAAAUAGCAAUGCUCAACAAUGAAAAGGACAGAAUGGAAAGAGGAACGUCGGACCUGAAAACAAGAGAAGAUCUACUAUUGAAUAUGAGGAAAUCAAUGGAAAUUCUGAGGGAAAAACUUCACCAGCUGAGUGAAAGGAUGAGUGAAGAAAUUCAAAUCAAAAUGAUCAGACUGGAACAAAACAAUGAAGACAUAUUGAAACUGUUGAGUGUUUUGGAGCAAAAGCAUGAUGUUCUGGAUAAACAGAAAGAACAUAUGUCAAGUUACACUGAGAUGUUAGAGAGGGAAAGAGAAAGGUUGAAGAUCAUGUUGUUAGAAAGUGUCACUCAAAGACAGGAAAUGGGAAAUCAACUGAAACAAGAGGCCUUGUUGGAAAGGACAAAUCUUCUGGAACUGAAGGCAGAGUUGAAGAAAGAAAGAGAGGACCUGGAUAGAGAGAGUGAGGUGAUGAACAAAGAGAAACUGGACUUUAUGUGAUCAGGUCGGACAUCCUGAAACACAGGGACAUGUUGGAACAACAGAGACAAGAUAUAAGAGAAGAAACAGAGAAAUUGGAAAUCACAAAGACUGAUCUUCAAGUGUUGAAAGAACAUGAACGAAUUCAGUUUGAUGAAAUAAACAAAGAGAAAGCCAACAUUAAAGAUCUGACCCUUCAUCUUCACACAGAAAAAAACAAACUUCAGAAUAUCAUGAGCAUGACUGUUUUAAAACAAGAAGAACAAAAACUCAAGGAGGACCAGUUCAGCAGACAAACACAAGAACUGGAUACCAGAAAGAGCAGUCUGCUGGAAGAAAGAGAAGAACUGGAUCUUUUGAGGAAGGAUCUCAACAAGAAGAAGGAAGAGGUUGAAACAGCCAUGAACACCAUCAGUUCAGAGAGAGAUAUACUCAAUCAGAUGCAGAGUACUACUGACAUGAAAAUAGCAAUGCUCAAGAAUGAAAAGGACCGAAUGGAAAGAGGAACGUCGGACCUGAAAACAAGAGAAGAUCUACUAUUGAAUACGAGGAAAUCAAUGGAAAUUCUGACGGGAAAAACUUCACCAGCUGAGUGAAAGGAUGAGUGAAGAAAUUCAAAUCAAAAUGAUCAGACUGGAACAAAACAAUGAAGACAUAUUGAAACUGUUGAGUGUUUUGGAGCAAAAGCAUGAUGUUCUGGAUAAAC